This is a messenger RNA of Leptosomus discolor (cuckoo roller), 3951 nucleotides long. The record is from RefSeq and is a predicted model, not a curated record. Lineage: Eukaryota; Metazoa; Chordata; Aves; Leptosomiformes; Leptosomidae.
AUGUCAAGAAAUAUUACAACACUAAGAAAAUCUAGAGCGCCACCUCCUCCAUCUGAAACAAAACCCAUUGCUGUUUCUCCGUUUGAUGACACAGAAUCAGCCAGCCUCAUCAUGGAACAGAAAGAGAAUGUAAUCGAUAAAGAUAUUGAACUAUCAGUGGUCCUGCCAGGAGAUGUGAUCAAGUAUACUACAGUUAAUGGGAGGCAACCCAUGAUGGACUUGCUGAUCUUUCUCUGUGCACAGUAUCAUUUAAAUCCAUCAAGUUAUACUAUAGAGUUGGUAUCAGCAGAAAAUAGCCAGAUUAAAUUCAAACCCAACACACCAGUGGGAAUGCUUGAAGUGGAGAAGGUGAUUGUAAAGCCAAAACAAAUGGAUAAGAAGAAACCUGCUCCAGUUAUACCAGAGCAAACAGUAAGGGUAGUGAUAAACUACAAGAAGACACAGAAGACGGUAGUAAGAGUUAGUCCACAUUCACCCCUUCAAGAACUCAUACCAAUUAUCUCUAGUAAAUGUGAGUUUGAUCCUUCACACACUCUGCUGUUGAAGAAUUACCAGUCUCCAGAACCCCUUGAUGUGACAAAAUCUCUUAAUGACCUUGGACUAAGAGAAUUAUAUGCCACGGAUAUCAGUCGAGCCACAUCACCAGUUGAUUUAAAUUUACCGUCUUUGCAAGACUCCUACCAAUCUGAAAACUUAGAUGUUCUGAAGGAGAAGGAAAACAAAGGAUUUUUCAGCUUUUUUCAGCGAAGCAAGAAGAAAAGAGAACAAGCUGCCAGUGCCCCAGCAACUCCGUUGAUGAGCAAACCAAGGCCAACAUUUAUCACGAGAUCUAACACUGUUAGCAAGCAGUAUGAUUCAAACACUCUGCCAUCUGAAAUGCCAAAGAAACGGAGAGCUCCUUUACCGCCUAUGCCAAACUCUCAGAGUGCUCCCCAGGAGCUUGCACAAGCCCAAGUCAGACCAGCGCCUGAUGUUGUGAAAUCCAACAGCCUUGAUAGGAAUGAGCAGGCCCCUCUGGGAUUUGUACGGAAAGGUUCUCUGCCGCUCAGUGACACUGCUUCCGUGAACUCCUCUCUACGGAGGAUGAAGCGCAAAGCACCCUCACCACCCUCUAGAGCACCAGAAGAUCAAAGUGAAAGGAGUAAUGAGACCGUAGCAGAGUCGACAGAAUCAGCCCCUACUAAAGUGGAGGAGCGAGCCACCGCUGAAAUGCAGCCUGAAACAGGUGUAAGGAGCUCAGAAUACGACCUGGAAGAAAUUGAUGAAAGGGAAGAAAUGAGUGUCCAACUGAGAGAGGACAGUGAAAGUACAAAUACCUCUCUUGGGACAGGAGUGGUUACUGCAGCCUUCAGCUCUGCUGAGGUGCCACUGGAAACUGAAAAAAAUGAUCCUGCUUCAUCAGCUCCAGUUCCUGGCAGUAUUUCUGUAGACAACUCACAAAGCUUCAAGAAAGAAAAACAAGAAAAUAUGAGCACAGAUGGCAAAGGACUACAGACUGAGAUAAGCAGUGAGCAAGCUGCAUUUGAAAAAGACGGGAAGCUUAGGAUUUUGAAUCAAAAUAAAACCAAUGAUCACAGUGAUGCAAAACUCCUUCCAACAACAGAAGAAGGGAAAGAACCUCAGACAGCUGAAAUUAAAACAGCAGAUUUUAGAGAAAAUAACAAGCUUGAAGUUGACAGACUAUCAAACUGCCAGGCGUGUAAAAAUGACAUCUCUGUAUGUCAUAGGAAUGAUUCUCAGCUGAUUCCAGAAAGGCAAGAUCAGAAAACAAAUCAGACCAUCUUGGACACAGUAAAAACCCAGGAUGUUGCAAUCCAGACAGGUCCAUCAGAUAGCAAUUUGGGAAGGACUACACAGAAAGAAAUUGUUGUUCCUCAGGAUUGUGAAUCAUCCACAUUCAGAGGGCUGGUCCUUCAACACAACACAGAUACAAACAACCCCCUUCUUCAAGUGAUGCACAGAAUACAAGAGGAUGAAGAUACUUCAACAGAACAAAAUCUCGAGAGACAUGAAGUUACCCAUGAAAAAGUAACUCCCAUAAAAGAUCAGAGUCACAUUUGUAUAAACGGCAGUAACUUUGUUUCACCAGAAACAACUGCAAAAACCCCAGAUGGCUCUCCUGUAAAAGGUCACCCUGUUUAUAGACAGGACAUCAAACCUAAACCCAAGCCUGCUAAUGAAAUUACAAGGGAUUACAUACCGAAAAUUGGAAUGACUACUUAUAAAAUAGUGCCUCCAAAAUCCUUAGAAAUAAUGAAGAGCUGGGAAUUGGAAAUUCCACCAGAUCAUAAGGAUCAAGAGGUAUCUACUUCGGAAAACUCUCUGAAGCAUGAAGACCCCAAAGAAUUCACAGUGCGAGCUGAAAUUCCUAAUCUUCCAAAAAGUGUGGGUCAUUUACAGGUUGGUUCACAAAAUGAACCUGCAGCAGCAAAUGAUCUGCUGCACGGAGUGAACACUGAACGUGUUGUGAUGUCUGGAGCGGAGAACACUGCUGAGAGCAAUUGGAUGGAAACAGAGUCUUCCAAACAGUGUGUCCCACUGAUGCUAAGCUUGGAUAAUGCAAAUGCUUCUUCUGAGACUCAGGACAAGUCAAAUGCAUUAAGUCCUACAAUGAAGCCUAGUUCUUUUUAUUUGCAGAUGCAACGAAGAGCUUCAAGUCAUUAUGUGACAUCUGCAAUCGCCAGAAGUACUGUUUGUGCUCCUAAUUCCAUUCAAAAUGAAGCUAAGAAUACAGAGGUAGGAAGAAAAAUCUCAUCCCCUGAUCCAACUUCUGUGUCUCUACAUAAAACAAGUACUUCUUCUCCUCCAGCAGAUGAAGAAAAAGUUGAUGAUGGAAAAAAAAUUGAAUCCUCCACUUCUCCUGUUAAAAGCAAUAAACCUUCAAGUUUUCCCUCCUGUCCACCAGCACCGUUGAACCUAAGAACUCUAAGAACUUUUGCUGUUCCAAAGCCAUACUCCAGUUCGAGACCAUCCCCGUUUGCUCUUGCUGUCUCAUCCGCAGUCAAAAGGUCACAGUCAUUCAAUAAGACACGUACAGUCACUAGCCAGGCACCAAGAGAGGAACUUCCUGUUGAACUCCUCUCUGCCAGUUCAGCAGUUGAAUUCUCCUCAGCUACUUCUGUGCCUCAAGUGAAAAACGCUUCCUUACAGCCCACAACAGGAGGGUCACAAAAUAGUCUAAUGGAUAAGAAAGGCAACAAUGUCAAUAGUGAGCAGAAGAGUCAGGCACAAUCAGGUGCUUCCCCUGACCACCCAGCCCCUGUCACUAAGAGACAAACCGCGAUGACGUUCCAGCGCUCUGACCCAGAACAGAUCCACCAGAGCUUGCUGGCUGCAAUCCGCUCUGGAGAAGCUGCUGCCAAAUUGAAAAGGGUUGGUCCUCCAUCGAACACCGUAUCUGUCAAUGGAAGAGCCAGGCUUACUCAUUUGUAUUCCACAGAAGCAAAAGCUAAUCACUAGAUAUUAUACCAAAUAUUUUGCACUUUACUACUGCUUCAUAGGCCAACUUAAUACUAACUACAAAUUUUUGGAAGUGUAAAUGCAAGUAUAUGCUAAUAUAUUUUUGUCAGUUGUUAUAGGAAUUUCAAACUGGGUCCAUUGAUGCCUUGGAAAGAUUGUAUGUAAAUUAUGGUAAUAUUUUGCCUUUUUCUCUUUAUAAAGCUGACUAUGCUGCUAAAAAAGGUUUAAGAGAAAGUGCAGAUGAGCUUUGCUUAAUAAUGAGAAUCAAAAAUUCUUGAUUUUAGCCUUCAAGACUGAACAAUAUGUAGCACUAUGCUGAAAUUACUGAUUUAAAGCAAUCUAAGAAUUUUAGAUCAUUUAUUUUCAAUUGUGUAUUACUCUAACAGAUUGUAUGAAUUUAAAUCUACCACAUGCUGCCUCCAUAUUACUUUGUUAAAUUUGUAAUUAGUAGAAAAUCUUAAAUGUAUGCAAUACUUUGUUUCUGUUUAAAAA